UCGUAUCUGAGAGAAGUGCUGGUGUUUCUGUCCUCUUCCCAGAGCCCGUGUCUCGCCCUCAGCUUUGGAGCAGUGGCCUGGUGGCCAAGGCCACCGGUGAGGUGCUCUGCGAGGUGGUGGAGGGCAGGGUGGACACCAUCACCUGGAAGAAGGACGGGCAGGCGCUUCUCCGGGGCAGAGGUUUCCACAUCUCCGGCAGCCUCAGCAUUUUGCACCUGAGGGCGGUGAAGAAGUCGGACUGCGGCUCCUACUCCUGCAACGCCAGCAACGGGAUAAGCUGGCAGGAGACCUCCCUGAACGUCACUGUUGCAGGUCUCUCUCCUCCCCUGAAGGAUGUGCUGAGGAUUGCAGUGGUCGCCGUGGUCUUUGCUGCUGUCUCGGGAUGGGGAUUAGUUUUUCCCGUCUGCCAGUCCGAAAAGCUGCAAAUAAGUGCGUCUGCAGCGAGGGGCAGCCGAACCCCCAGUCCCCGUACCCAGCGGGGCAGAGCCGGGAGCGAUGCUGCCAGAGGAGCCGGUAACCAGCUCAUUCCCCUUCCAGCUGCCCGAACUUCUCACCUUCUCCUCAUCUGGCAGGUCUUUUAAGAGUAAAGAGAGAAACCUUCCUUGGUGGAUUUUGUUUUUAAGGGAGAAAACUUGUUUUGCUCUGUUUUCAGGCUAGGUUAAACCCUGGCAUUUCCUACUCAUCUUUGCUCAGAGGAUUGAAAUGAGCGAGUGACACGUAUAGAAAUGAAGCAUCUCAAAGCAGUAUUUUACUAGAAGGCUCCAUGCCAGUGGGUCCCCAGCGGACUGUGGUCUAAAGGAACCCCCAUCCACCUCUGGCAGCACACGCUGACGUCUCUGUGUCCUCUUUUUCAUGGCCAGCACAGCGCACGAUGGGCUACACAGCUCCCGGCGGGGUGCUCUUGGUGGUGCUGACGAGCAGCUUCCACAUAAAGAACAUCCACCAUCGCCACGAGGAUGGCUGCACGGCGUUUGUGGACGUGACCGCCCUCGCGGUGAGCACGGCGGCAGUGUCAGCCCUUCCGCUCCUCGCCAUCUUCCUCUGCUAUCACACCACACAGGGGUGGCAGAACGAACGUGACUCCAGCUGUGCCAAAAAGGAGAGGUCCUCCAGGUCCUUUGAAAUGUCCCUGGCCAACAUCAAGGAUCCUGUUCCCACUUGCUAGACACUGGGGGUGUUUCACACUUGGCUGACUCAACCCAAUUUCUCCCCAACACUGAGUUUCAGUAGGUCUGAGUCUCCAAUGUACUGGUGAUAAACAGCAAUUAAAUUAAUUAAUUCUG
This is a messenger RNA of Anas platyrhynchos (mallard), 1283 nucleotides long. NCBI's taxonomy places the organism in Eukaryota, Metazoa, Chordata, Aves, Anseriformes, Anatidae. The record is from RefSeq and is a predicted model, not a curated record.